This is a messenger RNA of Verticillium alfalfae VaMs.102, 1242 nucleotides long. RefSeq lists its product as hypothetical. The record is from RefSeq and is a predicted model, not a curated record. The coding region runs from base 1 to 1242 and encodes 413 amino acids. The transcript has 2 exons. NCBI's taxonomy places the organism in Eukaryota, Fungi, Ascomycota, Sordariomycetes, Glomerellales, Plectosphaerellaceae.
AUGGCACGGGUUGCUUCUCGCCGCGCGGUCAAGCCUGCUGUGAAGCCUGUCGCAUCAAACUCGAUCACCAACUACGCUCGGCUUUCCAAGGGUCAAGCUCUUGCCAUCGACAAGCUUGACAAGAAGGUGCUCGCUGCGUGCCUUCCCAACUUCAAGCCUUCUCCCCUCGUCACAGUCACCUCGAUCCACAACUCCAGCGAUGAGGAGAACAGGAAGACCCUCGCAUUCAAACCUUCCUCGGGGCUCGGAGAAAUCAAGUCGACACACAGCAAGAAGAGAAAGGCAACAGCCGAGGACGAGACCUCAAUCACGCUCGCUCUAACCACGACAUCCAAACGCCAACGUAUCAAAUCUGAUGGACCCAGAGGCGAUCUCCCUUCCGCGCCUGCCUGCCAGACAAACCGUUUGACGCAGACUACAAUCACAAUUGCUUCGCCAACACGACGACCUGAAGAAGGACGCCCACAAACGCGACCGCUUCGCCCUUCAUCAUCACCGAUUACGGACGCGGCAAGCUGUGCCCUCGAAAUCGACACGGAGCGGGGGACCGGCCGCAUCGACGAGGACAGCCUCUGCAAGCAGUUUCAGGAGAAUCUGCAUGCCCUGUGUGCCGAGCGCGCGACAGAUGAGAUGUCCGAUCUCGACGUCUCCUUUGAAAGCCUAUCUUUCAACGACCUCCCCAAGGCAGACAUCACCAUGCGUCACCACCUCUCUGCCAUGAAGCAGAACCCCCUGCUAGCCAAGGGCCAGCGCGCAUUGACGGAGCUCAAGCACGGCUUCGUUGUGAAGCAGCAGGAGAAGGAGGCCAAGGCGCAAGCCGCCAAGGAACCCAUUACCAACGCCGACGGCAGCAAAAUGAGCCUGCUCGACCGGCUUCGUGCGAAGGAACUCGCGGCCGCGCAGCUCGACGCGCCUUCGGGGCCUGAGAUUACGAGGAAGCGGGCUUUGCAGCAUGUGUCUGACGUGUCUGCCAUCAUUGGCAUGUUGGUGAACUCUUCCAACCCCGGCAAGGCACCCGUCAAGUCUUUCCCCAUGAGUGUGCUUCAGCAGAAGCUGAAGGAGUCAUUGAGGGUACCGAUGCCCAUUGAGGAGGGUGUGUGUACAGUGAAGCUGAUCGCGAACGAGGUGGCGCCCGAGUGGCUGCGGGUGUUGCCCAUCGGGAGCAAGGAACACGUUGUGGUUCAGACAAGGUGCAAGCCAUGCGAGGCUGAGAUUUCUGCGAGAGUGGGUAGGCUAUGCUGA